This is a messenger RNA of Seriola aureovittata, 7553 nucleotides long. RefSeq names its product MAGUK p55 scaffold protein 2a (gene mpp2a). Gene Ontology annotation, molecular function: protein binding. Bases 2048 to 3709 code for a protein of 553 amino acids. The record is from RefSeq and is a predicted model, not a curated record. Gene Ontology annotation, cellular component: cell-cell junction; plasma membrane. The transcript is spliced from 13 exons. Lineage: Eukaryota; Metazoa; Chordata; Actinopteri; Carangiformes; Carangidae.
UGGGGCAACGUGGGAGAAAGACAGAAGUGUAAAACAAGGAUGGAGGGACGAAGAUGAGGGAGGUGGAGAGGCAAGGCGAGCAGAUGGAGCACAAGCUUUUUUUUCUGUUCUCUUUUUUCUCCCGCUGAUCUGCAGCAUUUCAUUUAUCAACAGCAAAUUUUUUAUUUGUUUAUUUAUUUUGGUCCCCAUUAACUGUUAGCAGAGCAACGGCUACUGUCCACAGGAAAAAAACCAUACAAUGUUGUGUUAUGUAAAUCAAACUUAAGUAAAAAUAGAAAUACACUACUUUUCAGGCUCACGUUGCGUUAUACAGAUCUAUAUACUCAAAAGUAUACUUAGACAUUACCAUUAGUUUCACCUCCACCGUUGACAUUAACAUUAAUACAUUUUAUGCAUUAAUCUGAAUCUGCAGAAUUUAAUAGAUAAUAAAACUGAUUUGAUUUUAGUCAACCGUCACUGUUGAGAUUUUAUUUAUUGACCAGUAUAAUCUAGUCACAGAUAUCAGUGUCAAGUGACAAGGAAUUGCAGUACAAAGGUGUGUUUGAGGAAAGCACUGACUUGUAUAAUUUUCAUCUGUAAACUAUUGGCUAUAACUCUCAAGAAGAUAUUGAUAAUGUGACAACAAAUGCUCGACCCAAGUGCAGAAAACAAACAGAGGCUCACUGAACAGGUUUCAACAGAGUUUAUUGCAAAUACUGGUAGGUGGUGAGGAAGUUCAAAAGGUCCAGUUGGUCUGGAGGCAGAGGCGAGUUGAGAGUGAAGAAGCCCAGGUGAUUGACAGCAGGAGACCAGAGGACAGUGUCAGGACAGAUCACAAGGCAGACCAGGAAACAGCAAGGUGUGUGAGAAUGGACCUCAGGCAAACAGAGAGUCGAGUUAUGAUCAGUAACACGUCACACAACGCAAGGAGAAACUAGAACACUUCUCAAAGGGGCCGAGUUGAGGUGCUGUCAAAGUAGCUGAAACAAGAAUGUGGUGACGAAUGGUGAGUAGAUCUGAGGUUAUAUAAGGGGAGGGCUUGAUUGGUGAUGACCGGCAGGUGGGUUGAACGGCAGGUGCAUGUAAUGAUGUAAUCAGGGUGGAUUCAACAGAGUGCAGGGAACCAUGGCUUGAAAACAUCACCUCGUCUCUGUCACUUUGAUCCCGAAAAGAAAAUAUUUUUUUCCCCAUCUGUGUACACAACUGGACUGUUGUGUUUCCCUGUUGUGUUGGCGGUCAACUUGCAUAAAAUCUGUGUAAAAGAUAAAGAAUAGUGGGUGAUAGCGAUGAAAAUGUAAAUCAUGUGUAAGUCUUUGCAGCUUUUCUUGCUACGUCAUCUUCUCCUCCACUCUUUCCUGCUCUUGCACGAGUCUGUUGUGUAAUGCCUACUCUAGCAUUAACAGAGAUCUGUGUGUGUGUGUGUGUGUGUGUGUGUGUGUGUGUUUGUUUGUGUGUGAGAGGGCAAAUCUCAACGAGGGUAGGUUUCCAUGGCAGCCGUGAGUUGUAGCAGCAGCUUUGUUAUAACACCACACUGAGACAGUUAAAGCUGCAGAAGUUUAUGGAUAAAGGGGGUGUGUGCCUCUUUGUUCUUCUCUCUCCCCAAAUUGCCACAUUGUAGUGUGUCUGUUGUCAUGGUGAUGUAUAGAUUAGUUACGCCCACAUUGCCCGGCCCUCCCCUCCUCUCUCUCUUCCACGCUUUAUUUUUCUAUCUCUGCCAAUCUCUCCUCUUCUUUUGGUAUGGAUGUGUGUGUGGGUGUGUGUGUGGGUGUGUGUGGGUGGGAAAAGGAGGGGUAUUGUAUUUGAUUGCUGUAAACUCUCAGCAAGAAAGAAAAUACGUGUAUUUCAAAAAAAAAAAAAAAAAAGGUAAACUAUCCCUUUAACCUCCUUGAACAACCCUCUGGCUUAACUGUGUUUCCUUCUACAUUGGAGAUUUUUUUUGCAACCACAGUCUUCAACUUCAACUUUCCAUUGUAAAAGAUGGACUAUUUUCUUCAUUUGCCAUUUUCAUUAUCUCUCUCUCUGUCUCUCUCUCCGUCUCUCUCUCUCUUAGAUUGACUGAGGCCCUACCAUGCCUGUGGCCUCCACCAGGACAGAGCCUGUGCCCCAGGUAUUGGACAUGAUGAGUGACAGCACGACCAGCUCCACCACGGCCAAUGACCUGGACCUCAUCUACCUCAAAGGCAUCAUGGAGAGCCCUCUGGAGCAAGAGGAGAGCCUGAAGGAGCCACAUCUGUCACCGGUGAGGGAGAACAAUGUGGAGCUCCUGCAGGAGAUCCUCCGAGAUCUGGACCCCUUCACACACCGCUCUGGCACUGCAGCUGAGCUUUCCCGCAUUCUCACACAGCCUCAUUUCCAGUCUCUACUGGAGACUCAUGACUCAGUGGCGUCCCAGGCAUGUGAUAGCCCGCCCCCAAGCCCAUGUGAUUUUGUGGAUCAUGAACCGGAGGAGGGCCACACAAACAACCAGCACCCGCCACCUGACGCAAUCCGCAUGGUGGGCAUACGCAAAGUGGCUGGGGAGCAUCUGGGGGUGACGUUCAAGGUGGAGGGUGGUGAGCUGGUGAUAGCCCGCAUUCUCCAUGGCGGUAUGAUAGACCAGCAAGGGCUGCUGCAUGUCGGAGACAUUAUCAAAGAGGUGAAUGGGCGAGAGGUGGGCCGGGACGCCAGGGUGCUGCAGGAGGAGCUGCAGGCAACCAGUGGAAGUGUGGUUUUGAAAAUACUGCCCAGCUACCAUGAAGCCAUACCACCAAGACAGGUGUUCUUCAAGUGUCACUAUGACUACGACCCGGCCAAUGACAACCUAAUACCCUGUAAGGAGGCAGGCUUAAGGUUUGAGACAGGGGACAUCCUGCAGAUAGUCAACCAGGAUGAUGUCAACUGGUGGCAGGCCCGUCAUGUGGAGGGUGGGAGCACGGGGCUGAUACCCAGUCAGAUGCUGGAGGAGAAAAGAAAAGCUUUUGUCAAGAUAGAUGUGGAACUGGCGCCAGCAGGAAAUCUUUGUACUGGUGUUGGAGGGAAGAAGAAGAAGAAAAUGAUGUAUGUGACCACCAAAAAUGCAGAGUUUGACAGACAUGAGAUCCUGCUAUACGAGGAGGUGGCCAAGGUCCCGCCUUUCAAGCGGAAAACUCUGAUUUUGAUUGGUGCCCAAGGUGUGGGGAGGCGGAGACUGAAGAACAACCUUCUACUGAAGGAUCCUCAGCUCUUUGGCACCACCAUCCCAUAUACCUCCAGAAAGCCCAAAAAAGGGGAACGGGAAAGUCGGAUGUACGCCUUCACCAGCCGUAGCAAGAUGGACACCGAUAUCAAGAAUGGUCGCUAUCUCGAACACGGAGAGUACGACGGCAGUCUCUACGGAAUCAAGAUCGACUCGAUCCAUGAGGUGGUUGAGGCAGGACGCAUCUGCAUACUGGAUGCCAACCCUCAGUCUCUCAAAGUGCUGAGGACCUCCGAGUUCCUGCCCUACGUGGUCUUCCUCCAAUCUCCAGACUUCGAAGUGCUCAAGGCGAUGAACCACUCGGCUGUAGAUGCAGGGGUGGUUACUAAAACACUGACGGAUGAAGAACUGCAGAGGACAUGCAGCGAGAGUGCUAAAAUGCAGGCAGCCUACGGUCACUACUUUGAUCUCAGCAUCAUUAAUGAUAACCUGGACGAGACCUACCGCACUGUCAAAGCCGCCCUGGAAACAGUUUCCAAAAACCCCCAGUGGGUCCCCGUCACCUGGGUGUUCUAGAAAGAGGCCGCGGAGGAAAGACAAGAAAGACAACCAAGGCACUGAAAAUACCACUGUGUAACUAAUGGAUGUUGAUAUUUAGAUUUUGACACAUUUCCACUGAAAUUCAAUCUGCCCUUUAGCAUUAUCUUAGCAUCAGAACACUUUUUCCUGAUUGAAGGUCCCGUAUUUUACACCUUUGAUGUGUUUUAUUUAUUGAUCCAUAAGAUAUAUUUGUGGUUUUAAGAACUAAAAACCAUCACAGUGUAGUUUUACAUCUCCUUUCUCUCUGGAGCUCUAGUAACAACAGGUCAAUGAUUGGCUGACUGUUUUCUGAGUGAUUGGUGGAUCCAGGUGGGCGGGGCCUGGGCUGCUUUGUUGUUACAUCACAAAGUUACAGAAGUCCUGACGGCUCGUUUUAAGGUUCAAUUUCUGAAUACAGGCUGUGUGCAUUUCUCUGUGGGCUUUGAUAUUUUUCACAGUAUUAAUAUAGAACCUAGACCUGCUUUAUAAUCAAAAAAGACAUGGAAAUAAUCCUUCAUACAAUGUGGGAUCUUUAAGUAACAGCUUUGCUGGAUAGUGUGCAGAAUAUCUUCUUGAAAGUGUGUAAAUACUACAUCCAUUAUUACAUAGGACUGUAUUAUUCAGAACAGAGAGGAGGGAAUCUGACAGAAAACACAAGGGGUGGAGCAGAUCAAUGAGGUCCUGAAUGUCAGAAAUUCACAGAUUUUACCUGGACAUAUCAAGGUGUGCGUGUGUCUGUGUGUGUGGUCCUCUUUGUGCAUGGAUUUUAGAGCAAAGAUUUUUGUAUGUUUUUAAAUUAUUUGUGCCAUUACUGAUUAUCAUCAGCAGACUGUAAUUGUUUACAUUUCAUGAGUGAACACUACUGAUGGUUACACUAAAUCUACAAGCUAUGAAGGGUGGUAAAAUUUAGCUGACAAAAUGUUUAACCUAUAAAAUUAUGAAAAUGUUGCGAUAUAUAACAUAGAAGCCAAACAAAUGUCUAUUCAGUUUACAAUAAUAUGACAUGAAAGAGGUAAGCCAUUUCUAGUAUUGUCAUUAAUGCAUUUAUUUUAAAAAUCGGUCAUUUGACUAACAUUUUCAGUUGUAAGUAGCACUCGCUUCAACACAGUACUAUUAAAUCCAGCAUAUGCAACACUUCUGUUGCUGUGUAAGGCCACAGAUUUCCUCAUGUCAAAUUAUUUAUUUAUUGGAUAGUGUUAUACUUAAAACUAAGUGUGAUCGAGUGCCAACGACGACGAGCAAACCUCACAGUCCCUCUGCUCUGUCAGUGUUGUGAGAGUAGGUUGCCUUUCUUGUUUUUUAUUUAAUAUAGUUACACACACACACACACACACACACUCACUCACUCACUCACAGGCCCUACAGUAUGCACAUUAAUAUACUGAAUUCACUUGACAUCACAGUAGAUAAAGAAAGAAUAAGACACAUCUAAAAUCAUCUUGGGAAUGGAAAUUUUUUGUACUGUCAUCUAAGGAUGUCACCAUACCCUUAUUAGAAAUUUGGCUUAGCCAGCAUUAGCAUUAACAGCUGUUUACUAACCAGUCUAGAAGAAGCGUUGUAAGCUCAGCAUCAAACUCGUUCCUUUAGCACGCUAACCAGAUAGCAACGGCCUGUCUCGUCACUUUCUGAAAGAUAAGAGUCAGUGUUAAAUCCUGACGGACUGAACGGUAAUGACUGUAGCCUGCUAAUGUUGUGAACACCCAACUCAUGUUAUGAGCUGUCGCCAUAUUAGCUUAAACAAGCUAACAUUAGCCUUUGUCGACGUUGUGUGUGGAGCUUUGCUACAACAGAUGCCAGCUGUCGCAAUUUGCAAACAACAACAACAUUUAGACAACAUGUUGUUAAUAUAAAGUUAACGACUAAAAUAUCUCAAUAUCUCCAUACAUGACACUUGUUGCUGCGCCUCCACGUGUUGUUAGUAUUAACUGUUUCUAGUUGCUGCUGGAGCAGUCAAUCACACCAGUCAAACUGUUGGGCAUCAUGAAGCGGUCAAACAUCUACUUGCUGAAACAAAACUGCCUAUUAGGUGUGGAAUAGUUAAUGCUGACAUUAUGAAGCGACUUACAGGCUAAGAACAAAUAUAUAAAGAGAUAAUCAGUCAGAUCAGUUCCCAGUCGCACACUGGUCAUGAACACAGCAGGUGUUACCCAGUGUCUCACACACACACACACACACACACACACACACACACACUCACAGAAGCUUGGUUUUAUUACAGCACUGUAUUUCAUAAGAACAGGUAAUUCUGUUCAACAUCUAAUACACCCAAUUUGGAGUUUUUAUUUUGUAGUAUAUAUAAUUUAAAAUAAAACCUUCGUUGUAUUCAUUAACUCAGUUGUACAUAGUUUGUAGAUAGCAUCUAGAUACACAGUGAUAUAAUAGAUACUGAUAUAGUAGGUAUGAGAUUCUUGCCUAGUAUUUGCGGUAUGUAACACUUUAGUGAUAACUUUAAGAAUGUCAGUAAAGACAUGUAUACUGUCUUUUGCUUUUUCUAGUGUUGUAUUUUGCACUUUCAGGCCACCGUACGUGUGGCACUGUCCAUGGUGCCAACUGCAGAAAGCUCCUCUAGCAGCUUGUUUGUACUCAGAUCUUUUAUUGUGGCAGCUAACGAAUACUUUUGAUGUACAAUGAAUCGUUGAACGAUACUUGGCAAAAAGAUUGGUGUUCAGCAAAUACAAGCACUGACAAAUAACUGACACUAACAGACCAGUUGUUAUUAGCAUCUCAGUAUUAGAGAAGACACUUUCAGUCACUCAGAUUUUAGCUCUAGUUUUUAAAGUGGCUUAAGCAGAUUUUUGUCGGGCAGCUAUAUUUGGAUCUCUGAAGUGUUUGUCGCUCGCUCCAGGACAUUCCAAAACCUCACUGUGUCCCUUUUCUACAAAAUCUCAUGAACGCAAUAAAACCCUUUUGUCACUGUCUCUUUACUUAAUUAUAUAUAUUUCAAUACAACCAUAACUCUGAAGUAAACUGGCCUGCUCUUUAAACAUGGCUCACUGACAAAUAUCUAAAAUAGGAAAUGGCAUGAAGUAUAGGUUUACUGUACAUUCUUUGUGUGUUGUGUAUGUACUAAAUAUGUACUAUUGAAGGGUCCCAUCUCAAAAGGCUACAUAACAAAAAACAAAGUUACCUUAAAGGUGUACUCCAGUGAUUUAGUAUUGUCCUUCCAUAAUGUUUGGGGACGUACAACAGACAAAUUAAGAAAACAAUAGCCCUGCGUUUUAGAAGCUAGCAUGGGUCAAGCACCAGAAACCCUGAAUACUAUAUUUCCCAUAAUGUAACACUCCAUUAACCACGGCAAACAUGGUACAUACCCAUGCCCAAAUGUUUGCCCUGAUGACCCGUGGCUGACAGGACCAAAGCCGAACAUCAUUUCCAAAUUAUUGUCCAAACUCCUUCCAACCUGUCAGGUCCCGUCAGGUCAGGUAUCCACUCUCUAUUUUACAAACUUCAGAGAGCUUCCCUCUGAGCAAACGCUACAUUACACAACUGUUUUCACAGGGCGAGAAGUACUCAUCCGUACUGUGUAAAAAUCACUGGAGUGGCCCUUUAAAAAUCACAAGCCUGCUUUUCAAAUGAAACCUAACCAGUUACACUGUAAAUGCAGAUGAAUGAAUCUAAUUCUGGAAUGAGACACAGUGGUCAACAAAAAAUGUUUACAAUAUAAGACGCUUUUCUUUCCUCAAAGCGAAAGGACAAAAUCUCUACAGACGCGUCACUCUAAAAGUGGACAGAGAGUCGAGCUCGAAACUUGUAAUUUUGUUUUAGAUUUGAGGAUUGUAGAAUCAGAUAUUGUUGAUGCUUCUGUCUAUACUGAAUAAAUUAUUGAUUUGAUUGAAAUAAG